AUGGCACGGCUAAAACCAGAUAGACCUUAUAGGGCAUAUGGCACGUCUAAAGCUGGAGGACCUUAUAGGGCAUAUGGCACGUCUAAAGCUGGAGGACCUUAUAGGGCAUAUGGCACGGCUAAAGCUGGAGGACCUGAGAUGGCAUAUGGCACGGCUAAAGCUGGAGGACCUUAUAGGGCAUAUGGCACGGCUAAAGCUGGAGGACCUGAGAUGACAUAUGGCACGGCUAAAGCUGGAGGACCUGAGAUGGCAUAUGGCACGGCUAAAGCUGGAGGACCUGAGAUGGCAUAUGGCACGGCUAAAGCUGGAGGACCUGAGAUGGCAUAUGGCACGGCUAAAGCUGGAGGACCUGAGAUGGCAUAUGGCACGGCUAAAGCUGGAGGACCUGAGAUGGCAUAUGGCACGGCUAAAGCUGGAGGACCUGAGAUGGCAUAUGGCACGGCUAAAGCUGGAGGACCUGAGAUGGCAUAUGGCACGGCUAAAGCUGGAGGACCUGAGAUGGCAUAUGGCACGGCUAAAGCUGGAGGACCUGAGAUGGCAUAUGGCACGGCUAAAGCAGGAGGAGGUCUCUUCAAUGCAGAAGUGAAGCGAGAGGAGACAAAAGAAGUAAGUGAAUAA
This is a messenger RNA of Physella acuta, 618 nucleotides long. Its product is annotated as myosin heavy chain IB-like. The record is from RefSeq and is a predicted model, not a curated record. Lineage: Eukaryota; Metazoa; Mollusca; Gastropoda; Physidae.